Messenger RNA from Caenorhabditis auriculariae, 6542 nucleotides. The record is from the annotation of a GenBank genome assembly. NCBI's taxonomy places the organism in Eukaryota, Metazoa, Nematoda, Chromadorea, Rhabditida, Rhabditidae.
AUGCAACAACUCCGGACUUGGUUCCAGCUUCUGGUUUUGGUCGCGCUGGCCUAUGCGGCCUCCAAGAGCUGCGUUGCUUCGAAUUGCGCCUCAACGGUUCGAAUUGAAUCGAAAUCGUGGAAUCUGUUCAUUUUCUUAUGGUGUAUUCAUCUAAAAAAAACGAAAAUUGUUUCGAAACGCAAAAAAAUUGCUUCAAAAAAAAAUUGGUGCUGUUUUGGAGCAACUUUGGCGCACCUAUGAACACGAUUUUUCGUUUUGAAGCAUGUUCCGUUUCUCUGAUGAACACGCCAUUGGAAUUUCAUCGAUAAACAUAUAAAUUUUGGUCAUAUUAAUCGAUUCACGGCUGGAAAUGCUGAAAAAGUCGGCCGGUUUUUUGUCUAUUUUUCAAAUUUUGAGAGUUUCUGUUGGCUUUAUUAGGGUGUUACUGGUUUGAAAGUACAUAUUUCUUCAUAUUAUAACCAUUUUUUUAAAGUCAUUUUCAAAAGUUCUGGUCAUUAAUUUUUACAAAACUUCAUUUUUUUAAAUUAAUUUUUUUCUAUUUUCAUCAAAAAAUGCUCAGAAAUCGCAAUGAAAAACUUUUUUUGCAUACAACAUAUUUGAGUAUAUUUCUAUUUCAGGCCAAUUUGAAACAUAAAAUUUAUUGAAAAAAACACAAAAUCUCCUAUUUUAGGAUUUCCAUAUUUGAAACUUAAAAACUAACCAAAAUCGAGAAUUCUAUCUAAUUUGGACACUCAGCUAAAAAGCUAGCUAGAGAAACUUCAAAACAACUUUAUAAAAACUUUAAUUAGCUUUAAAAAGUUCUGUCUGCGCUCUCCACCAACCAGACACUAUUUCUUUAUCGUGUCAGGACUCUUUUUAGAUAGCUCAAGCGAGCAGUGAAUCAGUUAUAAUGUAUUCAAAGACCUUACAAAUUUAUAUACAAAUAUAGAAAAAUUCAAAAAAAUUCAAAAAAACCUCGAUUCAGAGCCUUGAAGCGGAUUUCGUCUUCCUCGUCGACGCUUCCGACUCCAUCGGAGCGGCCAACUUUGCCGCGGUUUUUGAAAUUCGAAAAUAAGAUAAAUUAAAGAAAAUAUUCAGCUUCAAAUCUUCCUGGUCGACUUCGUUAAAGGGCUGACCCUGUCUUCAGUCGACUCACAGGUUCGAAAAAAAAUUGAAAAAAAUAACCUAUUUUUUUGAGAAUACUAAUGAGAAAAAUUCAAUUGCGUUCAAAAAUCAGGAAUUCCCUGAAAGAUUGUUUAAAAAAAUUAUUUUCUGAUGAGGGUCUUGCGAAAAUUUUUAGUUCUCUUGAAAAAAAAGGCUCAAAUUCAAGGAAACCCAGCAAAAAAGGUCAUUUAGAAGUUUUAAACCAUUUUUUUUUCGAAAUAAGCAUUUUUAAGAACCUUUCCAUUUCUAGAAUUUUAAAGGCUUAUAAAAAGGGUGAAAAAAAAAAUUGAAGCAGCAAAAUUGGUACAAAAAGGCUGAUGAAAUGGUGCAUAAAAGAACCUUUGUACAACCAUUUUAGGAGCACUUUUGAAAUUUGAAAAAAAUUUUUUUCUUGAAUUAUAAAGUUAUAAAGAACCUUUCCUUUCUCUAGAUUCUAAAAGGCUAACAAAAAGGGUGAAAAAAGCGAAAGGCAGCAAAAUAGGUACAAACGGGCUGAAGGAAUGGCGCAAAAAGGCUGUUUUAACCUUAUUUUUCGAACUAUUUUUUAGAACCUAACCAACUUUGCCUAUGAUUAUCAUGAGGAAUAUAAUUCCAUUUUCGAUUUUUAUCAAAAAACAGGUUUCCAAGACGAUUUUAUCAGAAACACGAGCGUAUUUCUGACCUUUUUUUGUAUAUAAAACAAGCCUAAUCAAAUGCAGAUCGCCCUGUACACCUACGGAGUCUCGGCGGUCAAUUACCUGACGCUUUCCGCCGGAAACACGCCAACCGCCGUUCAAAAUGCCAUCACCGCCAUGAAAUAUGAAGGAUCUUCAAGUCGCAACCUUUACCAGUACUGAAAUUUUUUUUCAUUCAAUACGGGCCCCGAUUGAAAACUUGAAAAUCCAAGGAUCAACCUUAAAAAAGUCGGGAAAAAACAGUAUAUUUCAAAACUUUCAAUCCUGUCUUGCCCUUUUAGAGCGGCUCUCAGUACUUUUGAAGUUUUGAAGAUGAUUUUUUCGUUUCAAAGUAUUUUUACUCAAGUCUAGUCGGUCACUGUUUAGCUGAUUCACGGCUAGCUUAGGACGCUCAGGGGGCGUGUCCUGUCUGCGCUCUCCACGAGCCAGGCGCUGUCUCAUGCAUUAUCGUGUCAGGACCCUUUUUUUUUAUAUUUUUACUGAGGUCUAUAAACCACUGAAGCUUCAGGUUAUUUUCAUAAGAGUGUCCAUUUGUUUCCUUUUUUAGGGUUCAAAAAUAAAUUCAGAGCUCUGACCAAGCAACAGACCGACGUCAACCCCAUGUCCGGCCUCCGAACUUCUACUUAUAAAAAAGUUCUCGUCAUUUUGGCCGGAGACGCGUUGGGAAUCAAAUGAAAAAUUCUCAUUUAAAGAUAUUUACAGUUUCACUGGGAAUGCCGUUGUCGGAAGUUCGAUUCUGACGCAAGUCCAGCAGAAAUAUGACACGGUAAGAAUAAAAAUAAGUUCGAAAUUUUGAAAAGAGGACAAAAUUUCGGAAUUUUGAGAAUAUUCAUUUUAAGUUCUUUGCCUUAACAGGCUCUGAAACCGUGAUUUUUUUCGAAUGGAAUGGAAUUUUUUUCCGUUUCUCGAUAAAGUUUUUUUGAACGUAAAAUCAUAUUUUUUUGAUAUUUAAUAUAAAUAUUUAAAUUUUUUUGAUAUAUGAAAUUGUUCUAGAUGAAAAAAACUUUAUCCGAUAAAUUAUUUUUUUGGACAAAAAAAUUCCAGAUCCUGUCAGUCGGAGUCGGCCCGAAGGCUUUGGCCAACUUGGCCGCCACCCUUCCAAAGCUUUCUACUUAUUCGACGUUACUUAUAACUUAUUUUGUUAUUUAAUAAAAUCUGUACUUUUUAGCAACGCCUUCUUCGCGCUGAGCAUCGACCAACUACCCUACGUUGGCUCUUGGAUCGGAACUUAUUCCUGCAAGUGAGCUUCUUUUUCAAAUCGUGUUAUAGCCCAUUCCGCGCAAGUUAACUGCGAAUAAGUGUUUUCCUCCGAGGUACAGAACUUUUCCGGGAAGCUUCCAUUCGAUGCGCGUGGACUGAUUCUGUGCAUGCGCCUUUAAUUAGGCCUAAAUAUUUCUGUUAUAUUAAAGGCGCAUGCACAGAGACAAGCCUUGUCAUGUGGGGGACGAUUGGGGGACGAUUCUACAGUGCCGAGGCAAUCCUCAGGGGUCACCCCCCACAUUACAAAAUCGCCCCCCACCACAUACUAAACCACCAGAUUAACAAAAAUAGCUGCAAAUUAACCAGUCACUGUAAAAUAUGUAGAAUUUUUUAAAAAAGGGUGUUACACGUCAUUCUUUAGUACUAAUUACUAUUUAAUUGAAAAAAAUGAAAUUAAAAAAAUCUCUUUUGAACGGGCCUGUGCGGGGGGUGUUUCUACACUAGUGGAUGGGGCGGGGGGGGCAAUCUGGAAUACUCCCUUUUCCGUCAAAGAAAAAGAUAAAUUAAAGUAUUCGUCAAAAUCAAAAAAAUCACCAUUUUUCCAGCGGCAUCCAACAAACGACGGUGAUCCCAAUGACGACUCCGCCUCCGACUCAAAGUCCCUCGGUGCCUUGCCAGCUCUCCACCUUGAACUACGACGUCUACCUCAUCCUCGACGUCUCCGCCACGGCUUCGGCCGCCGACUUUGCCGCGGUUCCGACUUCUGAUCAAUCAGAAUCUUUUGAAUGAAGCUAUUCAGAUGAAACAAGCCGUGAAGAACUUCGUCGCCCCGUUCCCCAUCGGUGAUGGAAAGACACAGUUUGCCUUGGUCGCCACUUCCGUCGAUUCUCAGAUCUACUACACGGCCUUCCACUCGGGACAGAAGAGGUUCCUUUGAGGAGAAUAUAUGAAAAAGAGAUUGAACUUCUUCCUAAUAUAUUAGUUCCAGUAAGAUUAGUUCUCGUUCGACUGAAGUUUGAAAUUCUUCCUGGAACGCCAGAGUGGCUUCCAUAGGGGUUAGGGAAGAAAUAGCCCCUCUAGGGGGAUAUAAGUGCUUCUCAUUGGAGUAAAAUUUAAGUGCUCCCUAGAGGGGUUAAAGAUUAGACCAAGUAAAGAUUAUAAUAAAAGAUUGAGUAUAAUCAGUUCUGUCUUUAUAGACCCACAAACAUAUAAAAAAAAGUUAGAAAAAUCAUUAAUCAAAAUUAAAUGACCCCCCAAAGGCCAUAAAAAGUCGCCCCCAUAGGGACCACUCUGAAGUUCUUGAGUACUAAACGACUUUUCGUUUUUGCAAAACAAAUAUAAGAAAUAUUAUAUGUAUAUUUUUCCCAAUUCAAUGAUGAGUUUCCAUUGAGAUCUUCAAUUUUCAGUAAAAUAAGUUGAAAACUCAAAAAAUCCCACCUCAAAAAAAAAAACCUUCAGAGACGACGUGAACGGCGCCAUCGACAAGCUUCUCCAGGACACCAACGUCGGCCAAACGAUGAACUUGUAAAUUUCCGCCCAAAAAUAUGAUCUUGACUUUCAAUGAUCUUGACUCUUGACUACUGGCUUUCAAAUAUUUGACCUCUGUGUGGUCAUUUCACUUUCUGGCUGGGAAUUUCCUGAAAGUUGCCCAGAAUACUCCUUAAGCUACCAAAAGAUGAUUCUCGAAGUCUCAACUUGCACUUUAUGGAAAUAAGGGUCUAAAGCCCCGAAAUAGUUCAUUUUAAUGGAUUUUGAGCUUUUUGCGGCGUGUGUUCUCGAAAAGUAGGAAGUUUUGCAGAUUGAGGCUUUCAGAAUCUUCUUCUGCUCUCAAUCUUCAAGCUUUCAGAAUCUUCUUCAGGAGUGUGCCAGUCAAUUUUCAGGAAAAUCGCAAAGUGAAAUGACCUAUCUUGAAGGCUGGUCAGUAGCGCCCGUUGAUCUAAUACUUCAUAAUUUUGCAAAACGGGUUAUAAUUGUCAAAAUUAGAUUUUUUUUUCUGGAAGUCACUCGAACCUUCGUACCGCGAACUCGACAUGUCGGUGCGUUUCUAGUGAUCACUUCAGUAACGUCAGAACUCUCAAGUGAUCCCUAGAGGCUUCCGGCACACGUUACCGAGGUCCGAGCAGGAUAGAACAUAUCUUGAUAUGCUGCUCAAAGGCGCAGAAGUCCUAAAAAAUCACUGAAAAAGGCUUAUCGCCCAAAGACCUUCACUAUGCUCCUUUAAUAGGGCCCUCGGCGCGAUCCAAGGCUACCUCAACCAACACUACGCGACCUCCAACAAGAUCAUCGCCUACUUCACCAGCAACACCAAGUGAAUCGAGAAAUUACUAGGAUAUAUUUUAUGACGAUUAAGCUGGGAUUCGAGCCCCGUGACGACGAUCAAUAAUCUGAAGACGACUUUCGGCGUCUCGCCGGUCGCCGUUCAGUGGACUUCUACUGCCAGCGCGACGGAUCUCGCGUCUUUCGCCGGCUCUGCUAAUUGUGUUAACGCUGUAAGAACAAUUUUUGAAAAAAAAAGACAGAAGGCCUCGUUUUUUGAGCAAAAGUAUGAGUUUUCUAUUAAAUCAGCAAUAAUUUAUAUGAUUUUUACGUUAAAAAAUACGAAAAAAAGGCGUUUCAAAGUUCUCAAAUAGUCUCUCUUCAAGAUAUACUUCAAAUCAAAAGCUCAAAAAGCACGCUCAACAUUUUUUUACGUAGCGGAUGAUUUAUAGAAUUUUGCCUUCAAAAAAAUUUUUAAAAAAAUGCAGUUUAUUACUCCAAAAAAAUAAGGUUUAUGACUUCAAAAAUUGAUAUUGACAAUUUCAUGCUCAAAUUUGAUUUAUAUUUUGAAGAUUUCCAACGAGAUUAACUAUAAAAAUUAUCCACGAAAAUAUUUUUCGAUUUUUCAGCAGCGAUGAUUUUCAAGCUUACGAAACGUAAAAGUACAGUUUUUUUCAGCCUCUUUAUCAAAAAAAUCAAGUUACUUUUUUUAAAUAUUAAACUUGAAAGUUUCACGCUCAAAAAUUGAUUUUUCACGGUUUUUCCAACAAGAUUAACUAAAAAAAUUAUUCGAAAAAAAUAUUUUAACAAGAAAUUUGAACCAAUGAGUAGCUCAGAAUUUUUAAUUUACUAUUAUUUUUUUCCUUUCUUGGGAACCUCAAGCCGAUUUAUUUCAAUUUUUCAGCUUCUCCUGGAAUAAUUACCUCCCAAGGUUUUAGGGUCCAAUUUGAACCGUUUUCAGUUCAUUUUCAUUAAAAUUUAGGCCCUGAAAGCUGGAAUUUAAAAAAAAAGACUGAAAAGUAGCCAUCUCUAAAAAAAAUCUUUGGACAAACUUUUAAAAAUUGCAAAACUCCCAUUUUUUCUAUUUUUACAUUAAUCCAAGGUCUCGACACGAUUUUUUUCAAUAUUAUAAACCAAUAACCACUGCUUUCCAGGUCGCAAACAAGGCCAACACGGCGACCUGGCUUCAGACGAAGAUGUGCAGGUUUGUCGAGCCAUUCCAAAAUCUCGUAUUUAAUUUUUCCAUUUUUCAGCAAGACGUUUUGCUAG